Molecule: messenger RNA, 1470 nt
Organism: Gavia stellata (red-throated loon)
Lineage: Eukaryota; Metazoa; Chordata; Aves; Gaviiformes; Gaviidae
Gene: AZIN2
Product: antizyme inhibitor 2
Exons: 8
Coding region: 1-1470 (489 amino acids)
Cellular component (GO): cytoplasm
Molecular function (GO): catalytic activity
Source: RefSeq, a predicted model, not a curated record
AUGAAUGGGUACUUGAACGAAUCCAACUUCAUGAUGGUGGAGGAGGGCUUCACCACCAGAGACCUCGUGGAGAACCUCCUCGUGGAGCUGUGCCAGGCGGUAAGGAACGACCAGCAAGCCUUCUUCCUGGCAGACCUUGGGGACAUUGUGAAAAAACACCUGCGUUUCCUGAAGGCCUUGCCCCGUGUGAAACCCUACUUCCCGGUUAAGUGCAACGGCAGUGAAGGAGUGAUACGGCUGCUGGCUGAGCUGGGGGCAGGCUUUGCCUGCACCAACAAGGCAGAGAUUGCACGUGUUCAAAGCAUCGGAAUCCCGGCUGACAAGAUCUUCUACAGCAGCCCCUGCAAGCAGGUUGCCCACAUCAAAUAUGCAGCCAGCCACGGCGUGCAGCUGAUGACCUUCGACAACGAGGUGGAGCUGAGCAAGGUGGCCAGGAGCCACCCUCAUGCCAGGAUGUUGUUGGGUAUUGCUGCUGACUCCAGCCCCUCUGCCCAUCCGAGCAUGACGUUUGGGACCACGCUCAAGUCCUGCCGGCACCUGCUAGAGACUGCGAAGGAGCAGGCUGUGGAGGUUGUUGGCAUCAGCUUUCACCUUGGCAGCCACGGUCUGGAGCCGCAGGCCUUCGCUCAGUCUGUGGCUGCGGCGCAGCUGGCCUUCGAGAUGGGCACAGAGCUGGGCUACCGGAUGCACCUUCUGGACAUCGGAGGAGGAUUCCCCGGCACCGAGGACACCAGAGCCCGGUUCGAAGAGAUCGCUGCCGUGAUAAACUCUGCCUUGGACUUGUAUUUCCCAGACGGCUGCGGGGUGGAGAUCAUUGCGAGACCUGGGCGAUACUACGUCACCUCCGCCUUCACCUUGGCUGCCAGCAUCACUGCCAUGGAGGAGGUUCCCGCGGAGCAGCCUGGCUCUGACGGUAGGUGGGACGGUGGGACGGUGGGACAGUGGGACGGGCCCCCCUUGUGCCCGAGCCCCCCUGAGCCCUCUCCCUGCUCCCCUCCAGAGGAAGAGUCUGGCAGCAAGAAGAGCCUCGUGUAUCACCUCAGCGAUGGCAUCUACGGCGCCUUCAGCUGCCUCCUGUUUGACAGCCCCUGCCCCAAACCUCAGCUGCACAAGAGACGCUGCCCAGACCACCCCUCGCACAGCAGCAGCCUCCAGGGCCCCCCGGGACGGGCAGAGGACCGCAUUGCCGACAGCCUGGAGCUGCCCGAGCUGCGGGUCGGGGACUGGCUGAUUUUCGAGGACAUGGGUGCCUACACCAUCACAACCUCAUUCCCGCUUGGGGGGUGUCCCCAGCCACAGAUCACCUACGCCAUGUCCCGCGUGGCCUGGAAAGCCAUCCAGCUCUUCCAGGGAAAGCCACUGCAAACAGAAGACGACCGCGAGAGCGUCUGCGCCCCGCUGUCCUGCGGCUGGGAGAUGGCAGAGACGCUCUGCGUCACCCCAGUCUUCGCUCCGGCCGGCAUCAUCUGA